AUGGGGCACUCGACAUCGAGUGAAUCCACAGCUAGUUCGGAAUCGCCCUCACCAAGCAGCUUGCUAUGGGUGAAAGUCCGAACAGGUAGCAAGCUUCAGACCCCUACAGCCCUAAAUGGUGAUAACAUCAUCAAAAUCUGCCGCUGGCUUCAAGGGAAGCCCCAUAGCUGGCGAAUGUAUGUCACCAUUUCAGUGGGCCGAGGACAAGGUCAGACAGAGAUUGUGCAGGUGAAGAACCAAGGGGAUUCGGAGGUUUCUUUCAGUCACACACCCAUCCCCUUCACUCUGGAAGACAUUGUCGCGCAUGAGCAUACCACUGGACUUGGACCACGUGCGACUUCCUUAGCGUCAAUGUCUUUAGCUUCCACUUUGUUGGAUCGAAGGAUCCCGGAAAUGACCAUUAAGGUGUUCCGGGUCCGACGUUUAUGUCAAGAUGCCUUGGUGGGUAUGGCUCGCUUACCCAUCAGCACCACAGAGCUAGCUGGCACCUCGAGGGAUCACAGCAUUUAUUUGGGGAAUGGUUGUGGCAUGAUCACUGUGCGCUGCAGUUUCAACUGCUCUGUGGCAGAUUUGCCGAAUCUUCAAAGUGUAUUGGCUUAUCCAAAGCGCCACUCCUUGGCCAAGUUUGCUCAAGCUUUGGCUCAGCUGCUGCAAGGGGAGGAUGGAUUGGAGCUCUUAAGGCGUGCAUUGCCUCCAGCUAUUCAUGUGAGAGCAGAGAAUUCAAAGGAGGGCACUGCGGUGAUGCAGAGCUUUUUGGUGUCUUUAUGCAAUCAGGUCAGCAUGCUAUCGGAGGAUGAGAGUGAUGCGGAAGUCAUGCAGCGCUUGGCCCCAUUGUCAAGGAGCAUACAGGAUUUCAUUGCUCAGCAGCUCCGUUUGUACACAAGCUCAGAAUCUGAUGUGGCAAACCUGGCAGAGAGGAACCACUAUAUGAUCAAGGAGUUUCUGAGGAAGGGAGAGCAAUAUCCUGGUUUGGACCACUUGGUGCCAAUUGAUCGGGAUGGCCACCAAAUCCCGGAUUGGGUGAACUCACCAUUGCCAGUGAGACGAGAUUAUGUCCCCCAUGAGGCAAUUCUUGGGAAAGGGAUGUUCGGCACGGUUUGGCGAGCCAUGGACUCCAGAUCGGGCCAUUGGUAUGCCGUGAAGAAGAGUCACACUUAUCGGCAGGCCACAGUGGCCAGAGAACGAGAAGUCACGAACCAUGUCUUGAUGAAUCCGCAUCCCUUCAUUGUGCAGAUCUUUGGCAACCACUUUAUUGAGAGCGGCACAGGGUUUUCCUCUUUGGUCAUGGAGUUUUGUGCAGGGGGUGAUCUUCAGGACAAAGUAAAUGCAGGUCAUCUACUCGGUGAGUAUCAUAUGCCGAAAGAGGCAUUGACUUGGCUGGCCGAAAUCUUCCUUGGUUUAGACCCUCAGCUUCACAAGGGAAUGCUUUGCACCUGCCCAACUGCAGUGGGGCAGAUGUUGCCCAACUUGAGAGUCACUAAGGAGCACUUGCAUUUAGUCCUGGGCACCCUACAACGAGACUUGAAGCCCAGAAACGUGGUCUUCUCUCAGCAUGGCAGAGCCAAGCUCACUGACUUUGGAAUGGGACGAAUAGGUUUGGUCUCAACGGGAGAGUUCACUCUGCAGAAUUGCCCACCUGGAAGCCCGGCCUACGUAGCUCCUGAAGUGGUGCUGCAGAAGCCCUAUGAACUCUGCUCGGCCUUUGCCCAGCGACGAGGCAAAAUCCGGGCGACCCGAUUCAUGUCAGCAUUGAACUUGCCCCCGGCAGAAGCCCGGCGGUCUCAGAUUGAAGAGUGGCUGCGCUCCCAAGCAGCCAAUUCGCGCAAUUCGUAG
Durusdinium trenchii is the source of this 1833-nucleotide messenger RNA. NCBI's taxonomy places the organism in Eukaryota, Dinophyceae, Suessiales, Symbiodiniaceae. The record is from the annotation of a GenBank genome assembly.